Messenger RNA from Cynara cardunculus var. scolymus (artichoke), 1116 nucleotides. RefSeq names its product tabersonine 16-hydroxylase 1-like. The transcript has 3 exons. Gene Ontology annotation, molecular function: iron ion binding; monooxygenase activity; oxidoreductase activity, acting on paired donors, with incorporation or reduction of molecular oxygen. Lineage: Eukaryota; Viridiplantae; Streptophyta; Magnoliopsida; Asterales; Asteraceae. The coding region runs from base 1 to 846 and encodes 281 amino acids. The record is from RefSeq and is a predicted model, not a curated record.
AUGGAAGCUGCCAAUUAUAGGAAGCAUUAUGCUUUCACCACACAGGGAAUAUUGGAGGCAGUUACGCAAGAUUUGCACUUUGGGCUUUUGAGUAGUAAGCAAGUCCAAUCACUUAGAUUGGUAAGAGAAGAAGAGGUGUUGAAAUUCAUCAACUCCAUUUCUCGACAUCCAGGAUCACCCAUUAAUCUUAGUAAGAGUCUUUCCUCACUAACUUAUGGGAUCACGGCAAGAGCAGCCUUUGAUAAAAAAUGUAAAGAGCAAGAUGCAUUCAUAUCACUUGUCAAUGAGAGUGUAGCUCUUGUAGGAGGAUUUAAUCUUACGCAGCUCUUCCCUUCAUCUAAACUACUUUCCUUCCUUAAUAAAACCCAAUCAAAACUUGAGAAGAUCCAUCAAGGAUUUGAUCAAAUUCUGAACAACAUCAUUGAAGAACACAAGAAUUCAACAACUGAUGAAGGUGAAGUAGACAAAGAUCUAGUAGAUGUUUUCUUGAAAGUUCAGGAGCAUGGUGACCUCGAAAUUCCCUUAUCUGUUGAUGAUAUGAAAGCAGUCAUCCUGGAUAUGUUUAGUGCUGGAAGUGAGACAUCUACUAUAACUGUUGAAUCGGCAGUGUCAGAACUACUAAAGAAUCCACAAAUAAUGCAGAAAGCACAAGCUGACGUUAGACCGGUUUUUGACCGAGAAGGGCCUUUUGAUGAAACAUGUAGUCAAGAAUUAGAGUUUCUACAUUUAGUCAUAAAAGGAACUCUUGAGGUUGCACCCCUCCAGGCCCUCUGUUACUGCCUAGAGAAAACAGGGAGAUAUGCAAGACUAAUGGAUUUGAGAUACCUGUCAAGACUAAAGUUAUAGUGAAUACCUGUUGGAGCUGGAAGGAGAAUAUGUCCUGGAAUUUCAUUUGGAUUAGCAAAUAUUGAGCUUCCGCUGGCAUCUUUACUGAGUUACUCUACCAUUUUGACUGGAAACUGGCAGAUGGAACAGACAACAAAUAUCUUGACAUGACUGAAGCCUUUGGUGUAACCGUUGGAAGAAGAAGCGACCUGAUCCAACAGUUUAUAAGUCUGUUCAUAAAUGUAACAAACAUGAGGCUGUAUAAUUUCCUUCUAUCCCAGUUGAUGUAAU